This is a messenger RNA of Angiostrongylus costaricensis, 348 nucleotides long. The record is from the annotation of a GenBank genome assembly. NCBI's taxonomy places the organism in Eukaryota, Metazoa, Nematoda, Chromadorea, Rhabditida, Metastrongylidae.
AUGACUACUGACGUGCGUGAGAGGAAUGAUAUUCUCGGACGGCUGGUGAUAGUGAAGUUGAAUGGAGGUCUUGGCACUACGAUGGGCUGUGAAGGUCCGAAGUCGUUCAUCAAAGUGAAGGGAGAGCUCUCGUUUCUUGAUAUUGCUCUAGAGCAACACAAGGUUUUCAACGAAUCUUAUAAAAGUAAUGUUCCGCUAGUACUGAUGAACUCGUUCUAUACGGAUGAGCAAACGACUCAAAAACUUGGUCAGAACAGCGGUGUGCUCACAUUUUGCCAGUCGAAGUGCCCUCGAAUCUAUGCCGACACUUUUCUACCUGUUGAGGAAAAUGGCGACAUGCAAGCGUGA